Hippopotamus amphibius kiboko is the source of this 789-nucleotide messenger RNA. It is a transcript of the gene AIF1, whose product is annotated as allograft inflammatory factor 1. The coding region runs from base 224 to 667 and encodes 147 amino acids. Gene Ontology annotation, biological process: ruffle assembly; actin filament bundle assembly. The record is from RefSeq and is a predicted model, not a curated record. Gene Ontology annotation, molecular function: actin filament binding; calcium ion binding. Gene Ontology annotation, cellular component: actin filament; ruffle membrane. NCBI's taxonomy places the organism in Eukaryota, Metazoa, Chordata, Mammalia, Artiodactyla, Hippopotamidae. The transcript has 6 exons.
UCAUCUCCUCUCUACACCCAGCUCCCCCUUCUUCCUCGGUGCUAGUGUCAGCAAAACCUGAUGGGGAAGUGAGGCCUGGGACUUAGAGGAGGAGGGAAUGAGGGGAAAGGGGAAGUUUGGGAGGGAGGCCUCCAGGAAGCCGGUGGGAGAGGAGAGCCAGCAGACAGAGAGGCAUCCACCCUGGUCUGUCUCCUCCAGCAUCUCCACCAGCAUCCGCUGAGCUAUGAGCCAAACCAGGGAUUUACAGGGAGGUAAAGCCUUUGGGCUGCUGAAGGCCCAGCAGGAAGAGAGACUGGAUGAAAUCAACAAGCAAUUCCUGGAUGAUCCCAAAUAUAGCAGUGAUGAGGACCUGCCCUCCAAACUGGAAGCCUUCAAGAAGAAAUACAUGGAGUUUGACCUAAAUGGAAACGGAGAUAUCGAUAUCAUGUCCCUGAAGCGAAUGCUGGAGAAACUUGGGGUCCCCAAGACCCACUUGGAGCUAAAGAAAUUAAUCAGUGAGGUAUCCAGUGGCCCUGGGGAGACUUUCAGCUACACUGACUUUCUCAAGAUGAUGUUGGGCAAGAGAUCUGCCAUCCUAAAAAUGAUCCUGAUGUAUGAAGAGAAAGCAAGAGAACAGGAGAAGCCAACUGGUCCCCCAGCCAAGAAAGCUAUCUCUGAGUUACCCUGAUUUGUGGUGAGGGAGAUGCGGUGGGAUGGAAGGGGCUUCUAGUGACUCUAACAUGGAAAAAGAGGACAAAAAUUGUGAACCAGAGCCAAACUAAUUUAAAUAAAUUAUCCUCCUUUGGAUCA